Messenger RNA from Beta vulgaris subsp. vulgaris (sugar beet), 3412 nucleotides. Its product is annotated as AT-hook motif nuclear-localized protein 27. The transcript has 4 exons. Gene Ontology annotation, biological process: vegetative to reproductive phase transition of meristem. Gene Ontology annotation, molecular function: DNA-binding transcription factor activity; minor groove of adenine-thymine-rich DNA binding. The record is from RefSeq and is a predicted model, not a curated record. Gene Ontology annotation, cellular component: nucleus. NCBI's taxonomy places the organism in Eukaryota, Viridiplantae, Streptophyta, Magnoliopsida, Caryophyllales, Amaranthaceae. The coding region runs from base 1187 to 2008 and encodes 273 amino acids.
AAAUACCAACUCCUUCAUCAAUAAACAUGUAUUGAUUUAUGACCUAACAAACCAGAGCAUCUCUCUAGAGACUUUAUUUCUCUAGCUUGAUCACUGCCUUGAGCGUCGGAGAUGCGAUCCCAAAACUACCUCCAGGGCAGUCUAACCUUACCUUUCGCAGGAUUCCGGUGUACGGAUAAAUUGCCUCAAGACAGCGACGUCUGACCCAGUACCUAAUCAGUAUAAAAAAUGCACUCAUUUUCUUAUCAAAUUGGGGUCUACUAAAUUAUUAUUUUUUUAAAGAGGGGUGUCCACUAAUUUAUUCGUUUACGAGUGUCAUAACUAGAAGAGUAAAUAAUAAAGACCAAAUAGGAAUAAAAAAAGAAGAAAAUUUACAGACAAAAUAUAAUAAAAUUAUAAAAAUAAAAUAAAAUAAAAUAAAGGUAUCUCAAGCGCAAGAAUUUAAGAGAGAUCUCCAUGAAAAGAAAGGUAUUUUGUUUUCAUUGUUAAUCCUCCAGACUGAACAGCCCACAUUAAACAAAUAGUAGUCCUUAGAAUAGGCUUCAUAUUUUUGCUACUAUAGACUAUGACAACUCUUGUUUCAGAAUCUGAAGCAUGAUCCAGUUUUGGUUGGGGGUUUAAUAUGUAUGGAGUUUUUGUAAUGCAUAGAUUAGUUUGAAUAUGAUUCAUGUGUUUUUCUGAUAAAAGGGUGAUACGUCAUAGCCUCAAAUGUAAUUGUAAGAUAUAAAUUUGUUGUUUAAUUGAGCCUAGCUAAGGCGGCACUUGUAAUACUAUUGCAGAUCAAUUAUAUAUGUAUUAUUAUUUUGGUCAAAGCCGAAGAAAACUACUACAAGUUGGCAAGAAAUAAAAGUUAUUACUGUUUAUUUUGGUCAACGUUGUUGAAGAUCUAAGAAGAGUUGCUGGAAUAGUGAAUGGAGCCUGGAGGCCCAAGGAUGAAUAGAUCAAGAUAGUUGAAUUAAUUAGUCGUUGGAAGGAGGAUGAAUAAAUACAUCAGUAGUCGUAUUGCUGGGUUUGCUUAGCUUCUUUGGUUCGCGCUUUCUGCUCAUCUGAUAGAUACAGAGUAAUUGUAUUGCUGGGCUUGCUUAGCUGAUUGAUUAGCUUGUUUAAGAUUGAUAUUGUCUAUUAAUCCUAAGAAUUAACUAGAGAUAGCGAGAUGGAUAAGUAGAUGUUGUAGGAAUCAUCGAUCAUGUCAGGUUAUGAUGGAGGUGGAGGAGGACGAGGACUUGUGGGUUCGGGAUCUCAUACAUCUUAUUUGCAUCAGCUACUUCAGAACAAUCCUUCUGAAUCACAGACAACUUCUUCAUCUGCAGACAUGGAUAAAUCAGAUCCUGCAACUGCAGCAGCUACCAGUUCUGGAGGACCGAUAAGACGGCCUCGAGGAAGACCAUCUGGAUCCAAAAACAAACCCAAACCACCCAUCGUUGUGACUCGAGACACCCCUAAUGCGCUGAGAUCUCACAUGCUGGAGGUGUCUUCAGGUGCUGAUAUCAUGGAGUCUCUUUCAUCCUACGCGCGGCAGAGGGGCAGGGGAGUCAGCAUCAUCAGUGGAAAUGGCACGGUUAUGGAUGUCACCCUACGCCAGCCUGCGGACAGUAGUAGCGUGGCCACACUGCAAGGGAGGUUCGAGAUACUGUCGAUUACAGGGACUGUACUCCCCCCUCCUGCACCACCUGGGGCUGGUGGUUUGUCCAUAUUCCUCUCAGGAGGCCAGGGGCAGGUGGUAGGUGGCGGCGUGGUUGGUCCGUUACUUGCUUCUGGGCCAGUCUUGCUGAUGGCAGCCUCUUUCUCUAAUGCGGUUUUCGAAAGGCUGCCGCUUGAUCAUCAUCAAGAUGAUAUGCAGCAGGUUCCUCCUCAUCAUUCUGCAGGAGUAGCAGUAGGAGGAGGAGAAGGCAGGGGUACAUUGGGUGGCGGCGGAGGUGGUGGUUACCCGUUUCUUGCAGCUGAAGGUGGUGGUGAUCAUCAUGAUCUGAUGGGAUGGGGUGCAGCUGCCCCUCGUCCACCAUUUUAAUUACUGUACUAUGUUGGUUUAAUUUAAUUUAUUGAUUGAUUGAACUCCUUAGUUAGGCCCGUCAAAAAAAAAAAAACAAAAAAUUUCUGUAGUUAGGAUUUCACAAAUAGAUCGAUGUGGUGACACAAACUGCCUUCAGAAGCGGAUUUUCCUGCUCAAACUGCUGUUGUCAUUUAUAUUUGUUUUAUUAUUUGCUCUUUUUAUUUUAUUUUAAUGUGUUGAAGCUAUGAUGUAUAGGGCACACCACAUGUGAGUGUCCCACAUUGAUUAAAUAAGAGAGAUGGGUUCACUUAAUAAUCAAAGGGGUUACUCCCCUUAUUGCCAUAUGGUUUUAAGGUGGAACCUCCUUUGUGUUGUGAAGUGGACUCUCUCUCCUUGUGAUGGGUGCGGCCCAGGCCCAUAUUUAACAUGGUAUUAGAGUCCGGGUUGUGGGUCUCUUCUAAACUGGGCUAAAGAGGAGAGAAUAAACGACUUUAUAAUAUGUGAAAGUAUUGGGUCAGACCGUCUGACCCAAUAGCUUCCGUCGGACGGGCCUGGCCAACAAAAACGCGCGGGCUUUCCUUUUUUUUUCAUAUUUGUUUUGUUGAUCAGCAGUUUUGUUUAUUUUUAGAAAAAACAUAUAACGGUUAUUAGGUCAUUAUCUUUUUUCGAUUUUGAAACUGUUUUUUGGAUUUCUGCUUGAUUCUCGCUAGUUUUAAAACUGAUUCUUCUUCAUUUCAAAGAAACCGAUAUAUUAUUUACUGAUUAUUUCUAGAAUUUUUCUGCUCCUCUGCUUCUCUGCUUCUCUGCUGUUGAAACUUAGCGUGUUUUUUUGUUCAUAAUCCAUUACAUUUGCAUCGCAAAUAUGGUGAAGAGGAUUAGAAAUGAUGAUUCUAGGUAUAAUUUCGUUUGUUUUUGCUGUAAUUUUUUUUUGUUUUCAAAAUUUGAGCGUUUUUGUUGUUGUAAUUGUAAUGUAGCCCGAAGUCGAAGAAGGUGAAGAGUCUUGGAUCUUCAGGAAAAAUUUUGGCAGUGUCUACUGCUGGGAAGAAGAAAGAGAAAGAUGGUGAUUAUGAUCCAAGAUGUGAUAAAUCCUUGUCUAAGAAGAAAGGCAAAUCUGAUUUAUCACCAAUCAAGUUUUCAUUUUCAAGAUCUAAUCCCGAUCAACAGAAAGACACAUUUGAUAGAUCGAAUUUCACUGAGCAAGAAAUAAAGUCAAUUAAUCUACAAGUAUUGUCAGACUAUUCCCAUUUAAAUGAAGUGGUUAGUAAUUUGAGUGAUGAGCAAAAAAGAGACAUUAGGGAUAUUGGGUUUGGGAGUCUCUUAGAUAUUAGGAUAAAGAAGUUUUGUCCUAAUCUGAAUUUGGAGGUGUUGUUAAAUUACAAUGCAUCUGGAAUGAUGUUUUCAACAAAGAAUGGUAAACUGAUU